Molecule: messenger RNA, 3331 nt
Organism: Sphaerulina musiva SO2202
Lineage: Eukaryota; Fungi; Ascomycota; Dothideomycetes; Mycosphaerellales; Mycosphaerellaceae
Exons: 3
Coding region: 637-2985 (782 amino acids)
Biological process (GO): regulation of DNA-templated transcription
Molecular function (GO): acetyltransferase activity; zinc ion binding; DNA-binding transcription factor activity, RNA polymerase II-specific
Source: RefSeq, a predicted model, not a curated record
GUCCACCACAACAUGCCCGGGAGUCGCUCCUUGCGUCGCACCCUGCGCGUGUGAACGGAUUGGCUGCAGACCGACCGCGCCGAAAGGCUUGGACACACCGGCCCGCCUCCUCUUGGAAUUCGAGGCCACAGCGAGAGAGAGAGAGCAGAGAGAGAGAGAGAGCAGAGAGACCGAGAGACCGAGAGACACAGAGAGACCGAGAGAGAGAGGAGUGGGCGUGCUAUCGCGUUUGAACCGGAGUCUUCGCGGCAUUGACCACCGCCUCAUCACCACCGCCGGCAUCUCGAGUCCUGCCUCCUCCACCUUCACCCCCCUCCCCCCUCCCCCUCCCCCUCCCCCGGGCAGCCCCCCCAGUGCGCGCGCGAGGCAGCCCUCUGGAGAAACGUCGCCGCCGGCCUCGCCGUUCUCUCCCAUUCCUGUUCUCGAGCGCGCGAUGACCAGCGAGCGCCAUCACCACUCCGACCAGUUGCAUAUAUUAGCCGACAUUAAGCGCCACUCGCGCAUCACCGUGGAACCAACAAGCAGCGCGUCUGGAGGCGGAUUGUGUUUUUUAAUAGGCGCAAUUGAACUUGCGGUGACGAACUCGGUGACUGAUACCUCGCACAAGCACCUUUGCGACUGAUUGCUCCAUGCUACAUGACUUGUAUCCGGUUACCGCGGCCCGACCAACUGGAAGUGGACUGGCGGCAAGACUCUCCAAUGCGAGACGACGUGGGCAUCCUGAACAGGACGCCGUCAUCAGACCAUCGGUCGAAUGGACUGCCUACCCGCGAUGCGCCUCCGACCAGCUUCACUGCAGUCAAUGGCGAUGCACAUCGAUCGGGCUCGCAUCGACCGGAAGCUGCUGCGGCUAGGCCCAUUAUACUACCACCACCUGUAGAGCAAAUCACCAACCACAACAAUAACAACCACAGCCACAACCACAACAACAAUAACCAUAACCACAACCAUAACAACAACGACAACGUCACCAGCGAGCGUGCCACGACCUCUCUUACUGGUCCGUAUCAAGCACACAGUUGGCGACCAACAGAGCAACAAGGCACGGCUCCACACGAGGCUGCUGCUGCUGCUGCUACUGCUGCUGCUGCUUCUUCAUCAACCGACACUCACAAGGCUGCAUCGAAUAAGCGCAAGCGUGCCCCAUCGUCGUCUGCGGAGGAACUUCGUGAAGACAGUCGCCGACAGCAGCCGAAUGCCGGUGCCGACUCGUUGGAACGACGUGCCCAUGACGACGACCACCGCGAUGACGUCCGUGAGUCUCGUGGCUUCCGUGAUGGCCAUGGCGAGCUCGAAGAGAGCACGACGGGCCCUUAUGUGAGAGUCGACUCGCCUGCACGAGGUCCUCCCGGGCCAGCGCCUCCAGCACCGAGACCGGAAACGGAAGCUGCUCUCGCUGCGCAAGUGGCGCAAGUGCAGCAGUUCUCUGGUCACGCGCAAACCCGUCCCGGUAGUAGCGGGUCGCCAGAAGAGGCCCAGGCUCGGCAAAGAUCGCACCCUCACGGUUCGGAGCAGGGCCAGAGUGUGGAUGACAGGAGCAAGCGGAAGCGGAACUUCAGCAAUCGCACCAAGACCGGCUGUCAUACGUGUCGCAAGCGGAAGAAGAAGUGCGACGAAGGGAAGCCGUACUGCCAGAACUGUGCACGAGGCUCGUUCGAAUGCGAAGGCUACGGACCGAAGCCCGUAGGUGGGAGCAAGACUGGACCUACCAGGAGCGUGGUCCCUCUCCAGUCCAAGACCAAUGAAGGCUAUGCGCCUAUCCAUGACCAGCACUAUGGCUUUGAGCCUGCCCCCUAUCAUGAUCCUCCGCCGCGUCCGCUACCGCCAGGCGGCGAACGCUAUGCACUGUCACUGCCGAGAGUCCAUGAUAUACAUACACCUCGCUACACCGGUCCUACUCCCGCCGGUGGACUCCGUCCGACGUCUGCCCGCGAAGGCUACGCUCCCUGGCAUGACUUGCGCGAGGGGCCUUCCACGGCACCUCGUACAUCCCCCGACGUGCCCAGGCCACCGCCACAUGCCCAUCGAUAUCCGCCCCCACCGCCGCCAAUACAAUAUCCUUACUUGCCACCCAGUGAACCGUGGCACGCACCACCGCCUCCCAUCUAUCCACCUCUUGCUCCCGUGGCUCGCACUAUCUUGAGUUCACAUGAAAGUGUCUUCUCGGGCGGCAGUGGAUCGCACCGGUCAUACCCUAUGUCUCAUUCGAAUCCGGAAGUGCCUGAUUCGGAACGGGCGAAGAUGCUUCGUGGCGAGCCGUACUUACAUUUUCACGAUCCCGAUCUGAAAGAGGAACGAUUGUCUUGUCUGCGAGCUGUCGAGACGUACAACGAUUCCCGCAAAGGUUCAUCGAUCGCUCCAGGCAAUGUGCAGUCGAGGAACUUUCAGGACGUCUACGACCCGGCAGCGCGAGCAUGGGGGAACGGCUUGUGGAACGGGCCCAAAGGCACCGUGGGUUCGCAUACCGUGGUGGAGGCACCCGUCACGUGUGAAUUCGGAUAUAACAUUCAUCUGGGAAACGAUGUCCACAUACAACAGAACUGCACGCUGCAGGAUGCCAGCAUUAUUUAUAUCGGUGAUCGAACCAUCAUUGGACCCAAUGUCAAGUUCUACUGUAUUACUACGAGCAUGGACAUCAAUAUUAGGCAACAGAAAUCGGACCGAGACCCGUUGAAACGGGGACCACGAUUCGAGGCGGGACCGAUCCGAGUCGAAGACGAUGUGGUCAUUCAUGCAGACUGCAUCAUUCUGCCGUUCCGAACCAUUGGAAAGGGUGCUGUCGUGGGUGCCGGAUCGGUAGUGACUAGAGAUGUGAAGCCCUACACCGUCGUGGCUGGCAAUCCCGCAAAGCCUGUCAAGGGGAGGAGAAAGCUUGCAGGCGGUCCUGAAGUCGACAGACAUUGUGAAGACAUACAGGAACAAAAUGAUGCCAUGCUUGCCCGGUUGCGCAAUAACGAAGUGAUACCCAGAGAUGAUUUGAUGUAGCAAGCGAGUGUUUUUUCUGUAUGUCAAACGUAUUGUCACUUGUUAUGUAUGACAAAGCACAUAUACAUAUACCAGUACAAUGUGUUUGUGCACAGGAUCGAGUUCUCCUUUUUUUUCUUCCCUCGCUGGAACUGCUCCGUGUUUCACCUGGAGUGAACUAGAGGCUUCGAUGUCGCUGCCAUGAAUGGAACAAAUAAAGAGGUACAUGUAUCUCACCAUUCUUGAAAGCAGCACAAGACAAGCGUUCGAGACAGGCAAGUUGUUAUUGUUUGCGAUAGCAGGUACAUGUAGCUAAACACCUCAUCAUCAUCUAGCACUCGAGGAGGUCUUUGGUUGCUCUCUCUUU